This is a messenger RNA of Phymastichus coffea, 3893 nucleotides long. RefSeq names its product GPI ethanolamine phosphate transferase 1-like. Gene Ontology annotation, cellular component: endoplasmic reticulum membrane. Bases 402 to 2969 code for a protein of 855 amino acids. Gene Ontology annotation, molecular function: mannose-ethanolamine phosphotransferase activity. The record is from RefSeq and is a predicted model, not a curated record. Gene Ontology annotation, biological process: GPI anchor biosynthetic process. The transcript has 8 exons. Lineage: Eukaryota; Metazoa; Arthropoda; Insecta; Hymenoptera; Eulophidae.
UACAAAUUAUAAAAUUGUUAUUUUUAAAUAGCACAUAUGAAAUCGAAGCUAAUUACGUGUCAUGUUUUGUGAUUAUUAGUUGUUUUCGUGCUAUGGUCUGACCGAUCAGAAAAAGUUUCAUCAGAGAUUAGGUCUUUUCUAAUAUCUGCUUUCAUGUUUCGGAUUGUGACUAAUUGAUUUAUCGACUUGUCUUGAUAACGUGAAAAAUAAAAAUUAUGCAUUUAGACUUUUAUUUCUGAUCUUUCAUUUAUUGAACGAUAUUGCAAUCAAAAUAAUUGAUUAGAUUUUGUAAAUAUAGUCUAUUUCGUAUGUACGCGGGUAUUUUCAAAUAUCAUAAUAUUCUGAUAACAGAAGCCUAAAUUUCAUAAGAUAGAAGACUGAGAUAAUAAUUAUUAAUCAUAAUGAAAGACAAUAAAAAAGAACACGAUUCUCAUAUUUUUAUAAUCCUUUGGGGGUUUAUUAUACAUAUUAUUUUGCUAUGGGGAGUUUUGGAUGCAAACUUUCAUUCCCUUAUUAUAUCAGGAUUACCUGUGAUUAAAGCACCUGCAGGUGCUCCAGCAAAACGAAUUCUGAUUUUUGUUGCUGAUGGACUUCGCUAUAGAACUUUCAAACAAUAUACUCCUCCUUAUCUGCGGUCAAUCAUUGAAAAAGAUGGUGUCUCAAGUAUUUCUCAUACUCGAAUGCCAACAGAAUCUAGACCUGGAAAUAUAGCUAUUGUAGCUGGAUUAUAUGAAGAUCCCAGUGCUAUCUUUAAAGGAUGGAAGGAAAAUCCUGUUGAUUUUGAUACUGUAUUUAAUCAAAGUAGAUCAUCUUGGCUAUGGGGUAGUCCAGAUAUCAUUUCUUUAUUUACAAAAGGUGGUAAUUCAAAUAUACGCGCAGGAAGCUACCCAGCUGCUUGGCAAAACUUUGUCAAGGAAACCAAUUCAGCAAAGCGAUUAGAUAAUUGGGUAUUUGAACAAUAUUCACAGUGGUUAAAAACAGAGGGACCAAUAUAUAAGACUAAUGAUAAAAUAGUACUUUACUUUCAUCUGUUAGGCUGUGAUACUAUAGGACACGCUUCCAAACCACAAUCAAAAGACUAUGUAGAAGUUAUGAUGGAAGUAGAUCGAAAUAUAAAAAAAGUAGUUCGAGAAACUGAACGUUACUUUGGAAAUGGCACAACUGCUUACAUUUUUACUGCUGAUCAUGGAAUGACUGAUUGGGGUUCUCAUGGUAGUGGUUCAACUGAUGAAACAGAAACACCAUUUGUUGCCUGGGGUGCAGGUAUAAAAAAAGGUCCUUUAUACCAUAAUAUUGAGCAAGCUGAUGUCACGCCUCUCAUUUCUACUCUAAUUGGUAUAUCUAUUCCUGUGAAUAAUGAGGGCAUACUGCCUUAUGAAUUGUUAGAUCUGAAAUAUGAAAAUUUUAUCUCACAAGCUUUUCUGAAAAAUGCUCAACAGCUUGCUGAACAGGUCAAAGCCAAUAGGGAAUUGACAGUAGGUCAGAGUUUAGUUAAUAUGUAUUCUAAAGAUGAAGAAUUUAAAAUGAAACUUACUAAUGCUGAAAAUUCACUAGAAAUAAGUGAUAAUCAGCAAUUUUUAAAAGAAUGUAAAAGCAUAACUAGAUUAGCCAAAGAGGUCAUUACUUACUAUAGACGUUAUCAAACAGACAGAUUUUUAUUCUGCUUAAUGCUUAUGUGGGUUGGGUGGAUUAUAUUGCUUUAUACUCAUAUAGGUGGUAUACCAGGAAAAGAUAUUCCAUUUGGACCUAUUACAUGGUUAACAUUAGCAAAUAUAUCUCUUGUUGUCUGUAUGAUUCCUUUAACUAUUGAAUAUGCAGUUACAGGUUGCAAGGAGUGGCGAUUACUAGGAUAUGGAAUAAUUGGUGCUGUAUCUGUUUGGUUGGCUAGCAGAAGUAUCAUAAUACAUAUUAUGCCUCCUAUUAGCUUGAUUUAUAAACCAUGGUAUGAAGUCAUAGGAACUAUAAUAAUGAUUCCAACAAUGCUUGCUGGUCUAUCAUAUAGAUGGGCUUUUAGUAUUAGUGUGUUGUUGGCUGUUAUAUUGGAAAAAAAAAUUUUUUCCAAAAAUGCAAAAACUACCUUUAUUUUUACCGGAGCUACUUUAGCAGUUUUUCCAUUAUUACCUGUAGUUGGACCAGAACCAAAAGUAUACAUAGUAUUAUUAGCUUUGGGUAUAAGUUUAAUAGCAAUAAUAAACAAGAAAAGUAUUUACAGAUACAUUAAAGCUAUUGAAAUUUCACGACUUGUUCUGACGUCGCUUUUAUGUUUGAAUAUUAUUGAUGGUCGGUCUUUCUUUUCUUGGUUCUUAAUGUUUAGCACACCAUUCGUCAUAUGGCUGCAUCCCAAAGACUGGGAACAAAGAAUAUUUGGUGUUACUAUAGCUUUGAUGAGCCCUUUAGCUCUGUUAUCAGCUUCGUAUGAACCUUUGUUUUUUUUAAUUUUUGCAAGUCAUUUACAGUAUUGGCCAAUAUAUGAGUACUCAUUCAAGUCAAAAGGUGGGCCACAAAUUCUAAGAUUAAGAGAUGUCAGCACUGCGGCUUUUCUUAUGUUGUACACGUUAUUAAGCUUCUUUGGUACUGGCAAUAUGGCAAGUAUUAGUUCGUUUGACCCAUCCUGGACACGUCACUUUUUAACAGUAUUUUCGCCAUUUACAAUGACGACGCUCAUAUUAUUGAAGACUGUUAUUCCAUUAAUACUUGUUGGAUGUAUUAUCCGUACGCUAGCGAAAGAUUCAACAAUAUUUUGUGCGGUUUUACUGUUGGGGGAUUGUCUGGCACUACCACUCAUGUACAGGGUGGUCUCAGUGGGAAGUUGGCUUGAUAUCGGUAGCAGUAUUAGUCGGUUUGUCAUAGCUAUUGUGCUCCCUUGUCUUCUCGUGCUUGUUUAUUACAUGAGUAAGCCCUUCACAACUUUUAGUUUGCAAGAAUUCUUAGGGUAUAAAUCUAUCAAAAGUCAACGACUUAAAAUUUAAAUUUCUUGAGUCUUCCCGUUGUAUUAAUUUAUACAACUUAGCGAAAUAGUGCAUUAUCGUAGAAUGACAUUUUAGUUAUUAGUUCAUUGCUUUUAAUUUAUUUUGCUUUAUAAAAAUAUUGUUUAUCAAAGUUAGAACAGAUGAAAUAUGAGAUAUAUUCAUAAAAUAUCACACCAAGUGUUGUUACCGUUUUUGUUAUAAAUUACUCAUUACAUUACAUUUGUAGCUAAUAAAAUUGAAACUUCUUAACAGUAAAUAUUGUGGAUAUUUAUUUAGAGAUGCUAGUUGCUUCUGAAAAAACAACACAGUGGUCAUUUCAACAUUAUUAGCAUGUUGACAGCAGUGUGGCCCAUAUAUGGGUCCAAUUUUUCAUUAGUAUGUUUUUGAAUUUUAUAGAAAAAUUUGAUGUCUACUUUUUAAAUACUGUAGCAUAAUAAUAUCUGCAUAUAUUUUACAAUAGCAGACUAUUUUAUUACAAUAUCCUAAAAAGAUUUAAAACAAACCAUUUUAAAGAUGAAUCUAAAAGAAUAUUUAGUGAGCUUUUUUUGUGUUAAAUAAACAAACUUUUCAAACUGUCGCGAAAGCUCUAACUAUAGAGCUUUUGAAGUUUCUGACCUCAAUUUUUAUUACAAUACAGAAAAAUCUUAACAUUUUAUAAUGGUUGAAGAAUGUAAACAAUCUAAACACUUGAAUAAUUCAAGACUUAGAGGUUUAUUAAGAGUAAAGAAAGUUUAUAGGUUGGUUAUUACGAAUAGCUAUGAAGCUGUAAAGUUUAAGUUAACUUGAUAGCUUAAAAGGAAAGCUUGAACUGGUGUGGGAGUUCAAAAAGUCCAAAACAUAAUUUGCUCGACUCUGAUUAGAGUUCAGAUCCAAACUGACUCGAGCUUUCGUAGAAGACUAUUCUUAUAACUGUUUUGCUGAAAU